AUGACCUCGUCUCUGGGCCAUUGCUUUGUUCCUUUCGUCACACUAUAUAUAUGCUCUCUUUCUCUCCCGACUUCAUCCUGGCAAUCGGCGUUGGGCAUCGUCUCUUUUUGAUCGCUUGCUCGUGUCGCUGUAACUCGGUUUUAGAGGGAACAAAGAGAACAUCUUAAUGGGAAAGAGAAAGUCAAAAGCGAAGCCACCUCCAAAGAAGAGAAUGGACAAGCUUGACACUGUUUUCUGUUGCCCUUUCUGCAACCAUGGCAGUAGUGUUGAAUGUCGCAUUGACAUGAAGAACUCGAUUGGUGAAGCUUCAUGCAGGAUAUGUCUUGAAAGUUUCAGCACUACUGUCACUGCACUCACUGAGCCUAUAGAUAUAUAUAGUGAAUGGAUAGAUGAGUGCGAAAGGGUAAACACCGUUGAAGACGACGAUGCUUAAAAGUCUUGACUGGUUCUUCUAUCACAAAUGGGGUAAAAUGUAUUAGCUAAUAUGCCUGUAUCGAAUGUGUUUGGACACUGUGGUUUUGUUAAUUUCCACUUCCAAGAGUAUUGGAUGCCUGUAUAUACUAGACAAAAAUUUAUCCAUAAUUAAGAUGAGAAACGCCAUGCAACUGAACAUCUUAAUCUGCAUAAUUGAUGGGCGUUGUACUUGGUCA
Messenger RNA from Zingiber officinale, 650 nucleotides. RefSeq names its product transcription elongation factor 1 homolog. The coding region runs from base 167 to 433 and encodes 88 amino acids. Lineage: Eukaryota; Viridiplantae; Streptophyta; Magnoliopsida; Zingiberales; Zingiberaceae. The transcript has 5 exons. Gene Ontology annotation, biological process: transcription elongation by RNA polymerase II. Gene Ontology annotation, molecular function: RNA polymerase II complex binding. Gene Ontology annotation, cellular component: transcription elongation factor complex. The record is from RefSeq and is a predicted model, not a curated record.